UUUACAUUAUAAUUUUCACCUGGUUAUUAUUAUUAAUUUUAGUUUGAAAGUGUUGACCUUCAUUCAAGGUUAUUGUAAUUAACCAAUCCAACUAUAUUAUCAAAUCAAUGAAAUUACCAUUAUCUGGAUCAUUAGUUACCAUAACUUCUAAUAAUAAGUCAAGUUUUAGAAAAAAGUAAAAAUCAUAUUCUAUUUUGAUAAUUAAUUAAUUAAUUUUUUAAUAGUUGAGAUCAUGAGUCAAUGGAAGCUAGACUACCAUGGAAAACAUGAAAGCACUAGAUGACUGUUUCAUCCUAUUAUGGGAAUCCUCCUUGGGAAUACGCAUCUAUGAUCUCACCUCGUGGGAUUCGAAUUCAAGAUCUAUCAGUCUAGCACGUGAGCGCUUAACCACUAGAUCACUGAUUCAUGAUCUCAACUAUGAAAAUAACUACAAUCUUCAUCAAACCUCUACUGAUACUAAGUUUGUUGUUGCUGUUGUUGUUGUUUUUAUACAGUGAUAAAUAUUGUCAACUAAAUACAAUGUUAGCAAUAAAAUUUUUUAUUUAUAAUCCAGAAUGUUCUAUUCCAAUUACUUAUCGUUUACAAUUAUCAUUAUUUAAAAAUAUGGAUUGGAAUAAAUUAAUAAAAAAAUUACAUGAAAUAACACAUAAACAAUAUUCUGGUUUUACAUUAACAUGGAAUGAUGGAUUUCAUAAUUGUAUUAUUACAGAUGUAAAAGAUAUUAUAAGAGCUGUAGAAUAUAUGCAAAAUAAACAAUUACAUAAUGAUAAUUGUUUACAUAUAAAAGUGAAUAGUUUACCAAAAUCACUACCAAAUGAAAAUGUAUUUACUACUAAUUCAUCUAAAGUAGUAAAUCAAGUUUAUCCACCUACAUAUACUGAAGCAAUUGGUUCACAGACAACUACAUUAACUAAGACAAAUCGAACAGAAAAUAAAAUUAUUAUUAUACGUCCUAAUCAACAGAAUAGAAAUCAAUAGAAUAUAGUUAAUGAAUAUACUUGUACUUUUAUAAAGUUAAUUAUGAUGCAAUACUAUAUUUAUGAUUACUAUACUGAGUUUGUUGAAAAUUUCAGAAAGGCUUGGAGAGGUUCGAUCCAUAGAACUCACUUGGAAAGGGAUCUGAUUUUGUAAUUUUAUUUUGAACAUUUGAAUUCCUUUGUUUUGGCGCUAAAAGCGAUCUUUUCACUUUCAUGUGGUAUUUCCCACUUGGGAAAAUCUUAAAUCCUAUUGGUCCGUUGUGUCUUUCAGUAUGCUAUUUAGUAACGCUUCCCAAGGAUGGUUUUAUGUUGUAUAUAUACGUUUUGAUUUGUGUCUGUUGUCAUCGCUCAUGAUUCUGGCUUUUUCUGGAAUAUACUUUUCCGUUCGG
Messenger RNA from Schistosoma spindalis, 1366 nucleotides. NCBI's taxonomy places the organism in Eukaryota, Metazoa, Platyhelminthes, Trematoda, Strigeidida, Schistosomatidae. The record is from the annotation of a GenBank genome assembly.